Molecule: messenger RNA, 692 nt
Organism: Lutzomyia longipalpis
Lineage: Eukaryota; Metazoa; Arthropoda; Insecta; Diptera; Psychodidae
Gene: Rpp20
Product: ribonuclease P protein subunit p20
Exons: 2
Coding region: 131-619 (162 amino acids)
Biological process (GO): tRNA 5'-leader removal
Cellular component (GO): nucleolar ribonuclease P complex; nucleus; ribonuclease MRP complex
Molecular function (GO): nucleic acid binding
Source: RefSeq, a predicted model, not a curated record
GUUACUUUUCAUCAAACAUUUUUUUUUAUUUUGAGAAUUUUUUCCGAGCUUUCCCGGCUUUUCCUCCAGGAUUUUUAAUCUUACUUUAAAAACUUACGAGCAUCUUCUUCGCCUGGUAAAUUCCUGGAAAAUGACGGAGAAAAUAUCCUUAUCUAAACAAAAUCCUCGUGAUUUAGUUGAGAGUCCCGGGAAAAAAGUUCCUGCCACCGAAGAGAAGAUUCAUGAGAGAAGAAAGCGCCCCCCUAGGAAGUCAUAUCAACGUAAAACAGACAUCUACGUGACGAAAAAGUCCAAUUUUGUGGGAAAACUCCGGCAGUGCGAGAAACUCUUGCGCCUGGAGCAUGCAGAAAUCUUCCUUCAUGGCAUUGGGAAUGCAAUUCCAAGAGCGAUAAGCUUAGCCCUACAGAUUCAAGCCAAUAACCCAGAUUUGUACGGAGUGGAGGCAAAUACUGGGACUGUGGAGCUUGUGGAUGAUCUCCAUCCUCUAACGGAUGAUGCUGACUUUGAUGAGCAGAAACGUCGCAAUUCCUCCAUCCACAUUCGUGUGUACCGGAAAGUGGAGCCCGGACAGCUGGUUGCUGCUCUCAAAUCUGUGAUAAAGGGACGCGUGUCGUUCUGAUGGACUGUUUCCUUGUCCUAUCUCUUCAAUCUAUGCUUAAAUCAACAAAAUAAAUAUUUUUAAGAAAAAUGAA